This is a messenger RNA of Harpegnathos saltator (Jerdon's jumping ant), 8301 nucleotides long. It is a transcript of the gene Pi3K21B, whose product is annotated as phosphatidylinositol 3-kinase regulatory subunit alpha. The transcript is spliced from 13 exons. The record is from RefSeq and is a predicted model, not a curated record. NCBI's taxonomy places the organism in Eukaryota, Metazoa, Arthropoda, Insecta, Hymenoptera, Formicidae. Gene Ontology annotation, biological process: regulation of GTPase activity; signal transduction. Gene Ontology annotation, molecular function: protein binding; GTPase activator activity. Bases 1076 to 4810 code for a protein of 1244 amino acids.
CUUGGGCUCUCACGUUUGCGCGCGCGGGGCUCUCUACGUUGAAAAUCGUUUGGAGUGUCGUUGCGCGACAAAACCGGUUUCGUUCGGCUCGGCGAAUCUCGGCGUUUAUACAAAGGUCGUGUGUGAGAGCGCGCCGCGCGCGCGACUGCCAGCGAGUGGUAGGAGUGAGAUUUAUGGAAAACGAAUUUACACGAGGUCACACCCACGGGAGCGGCUCUCUCUCUCUCUCUUUCUUUCUCUCUCCCUCCCUCCCUCCCUCCUUCCCUCCCCCUCUGUCUCUCUUCUCUCCUCCGUGUCUGUACGCUUCUGCGUCUGUCUUCUUCUAGCUUCCGUCUCUCUCUCUCUCUCUCUUUCCUCCCCUCUCUCUCUCUCUCUCUUCCGCUCGCUCUUCGGCUAUCAGUCUAUCCGCGCACAAUCUCUCUAUUAAUAAUAACGACGAGACCGUCGCGAUAACGACACGAGCCGGCGGCUAGACGUCGAGAGCACGCAGCCGAGAGAGAAAGAGAGAUAGAUCUCUCCGCGGAAUCGAGGUCUCGAUCGCGGCGGAGCGAUACCAGUGGCCAUCCCGGUAUCAGCGCGCCGGAUAAAUAUGCCACGGCGACCUUGAAGAGCCUCCUCCCUGGAUCUCCGCAGUCGGCGUGUGCGGAGGAUCAACGAACCGGUCGGACGAUUUCGGGCGACUCGCGAGAGCACCGACAGGCUAUCACCUCGCCGCCGCCGUCGUCGUCGUCGUCGUCACGCCAACGCGACCUUGACGACGGAGCAGCGACAUCGGUGUCUCCCCUCCCCCUUCCUCCCGAUGUCGUCGGCGUAACGCAGUGCGUGAAUUAGCCGCGAGGACGAUGUCGGGCGAUCUGGACGGCUCACGGGAGGAGCGUGGCUCGCUUGGCGGCAGCGGCAGCGCAGCGUCGUCGUCGUCGUCGUCGUCGUCGUCGUCGUCGUCGUCGUCGUCGUCCUUCACGGAAGAAGCAGCAGCAGCAGCAGCAGCAGCAGCAGCAGCAGCACUGCUGAUGACGUCGCCGAGGAAGACGCGCCAGUUGAGUCCGGGCGUUUAGUGACCGGCCCGUAGGCGACGAUGAAGCGUGCCACGAGCGCAUCCGUUGCGGCCGCCGCGACGGCCGCCGCCACGCAGGUGCACCAUCCGGCCAAGAUCCAAGAGCUGUUCGGGCCGCCGACGUCGGCCACGUCAGCGAUGCCGAGCUCGACGCCGUCGUGCGCCGCCGACGAGCAGGAUAGGCAGGCCAACGGCGUCGCCGCGAUAUCCCCUUGGCUCGAGCCGAAGGGCUCCCCCAAGGGCAGCCCCGGAGGAGCCGAUGAGAACAACAAGAGCAAGUCCACGGCCAUGUCGCGACUGUUGGCCGUCGACUCCGACAACUACAUGCUGCGCAAAGGCGCCGCUGCGGCCGCGGUAGCCGCAGCGGCCGCCGCCGUGACGACGACGACGACCGCGACUACGGCGGCGACGACGACUAGCACGAGCACGGUGCCGUCCGCCGCUUCGAUCUCGGCGUCGUCGUCGUCGUCGUCGUCGUCGUCGUCGUCGUCAUCGUCGUCGUCGUCGUCGUCGACGGCGGCGGCGGCGGCGGCGACCGCCGGCUCGCCGAGCGUGCGGCAGAUUCUCGCGUACGGCAACGGCUCCGCCGAGCACGUCGGCCCAGUGACGCGACCGAUGUCGUCCAGGUCGUCGGCGAGCCACGCGUCCCCCAGGUGGUAUGCCGCCGGUAAUAAUACCCAGGUGACGCCGCCGGUGGUCGCCCCGGCGACGAGGCAGCACCGGGAGGCAGCAGCUACGCAGCUCGACGAGCAGUCGCAGCAGCAUUCGCAACUGCUGCAAUCACGGACGGCGACGACGCCCGCGUCGUCGGACGGUCUCGAGAGCGAGCUCGGUUUCAUUACGUGCGCGAGACCGGUGUCUUUUCACCGGCACAUGUGUUGGUGCGGUGCUCAGCAGCAGCAGCAACAGCAGCAACUAACCGUGACGGAAGACACCGACGCGAACUCGACCGGUCGCACCAAGAGCAGGGCCGCGGCCGCCCUGGAAGGGCUGGCCGCGGCGGCCGCGCGGCGAACGCUGCGUGACGAUAACAGUCUGUGUUGCUGCAUGUGUGGUUCUCUAUGUCCCGCAGAGUGCCAUGCGUGCUUCCACGUCGUAUGCUCGGACUACAGCACCCAGCACCUGUGCCAAUGGAGUACCAAGGGUCACGCGUUACCGGGCCAGGUUCACAGCGAAGACAAGCCCGUCAGUGAAUGGACGUCGUUGAAUGUCGUUGAAUGGAUGUCAGCCCUAAACCUCUACCGCUAUGCGGACGUCUUCAAGUCGAAGGACAUCAAAGGCAGCGAUCUGCUUCAUCUGGAUCGAGACAAGCUCAUGAAUAUGGGUAUAAAGGAUGAGUUCCAUCAGAAGAACAUAUUGGUGUGCAUCGAGGAGCUCUGCCAGCCGUCGCCCCCGCCGCCGCCGGUGGCAACGGAAACGACGGGACCGACGACGCCUAGCGUGGACCCGGCGAACUGCCCCCUCGGAGUCGGUUAUCCGGGCAACAACGCGACCAAUAACGCGCACAAUCUCGUGCCGCACAGUUUCAGCGUGCUGGAGAAGUGCGACAAAUGCCAUAAAUACCUCAGGGGCCUCUUGCACCAAGGCUUCCUCUGCCAAGAUUGUGGACUGGUCUCUCACAGGACGUGUUCGGCGACGGGUCUGCCUGCCAAUUGCAUCUCAGCCUCGGACUCGGACAAUCGUAUCGGCAGGUUUACCUCGGUGUUCGGCCUCGCGCUGUGCUCGCAAUUCGACCUCGCCAGCCGCACGUCGCCGAUCCUGGUGGAGCGGUGCACCCGCGCUCUCGAGGAGCAGGCGUUCGCCGACACGACGCUCGACCUCUACAAAGUCUACCACAGUAGCCCGCCUAAUGAACAGACCCUCGAGUUGCGACAAAAGCUGAACGAAGAUGUCUGCAACGCCGACCUGAGCCCGUACACGCCGCAGUGCAUCGCGAGCGUCCUGAAAAAAUUCCUGCGGGAGCUGCCGGACCCGGUGAUUCCUGUGCAGUGGUACGACAGGUUCCUGGAGGCGUCGAGUAUGAGGAGCGAUGAGCAAUGCGCGACGCGUCUCAGUCAAUUAGUGGCGGAGCUCCCGGAACAUCAUCGCAGCACAUUGUUCCACUUGAUGGCGCACUUUUGCCGCAUCUGCCAGCUGCAGCACGGACGGGGUUACACGGAACCGCCGACCAUCCUCGUGCAAGUGCUCUGUCACAUAUUUCUUAGGCCGCCCUGGGAGCGAAUCAUUCAAGUUGUCCACAACACGGAGGCGCACAUACGUAUAAUGGAAUUACUGUUGCUGCACGGCGACUGGAACGAGAGGCUACCGGAGUUCGCCAGCGCGCCUCAAUUACCUCCGCGUAAAGUUUCGAGACCACAAUUUCCGAUUUUGGAUCCAUUCCCGGUUCUCGAGGACGAGGCUGUAGACAGAUCGGCACCUGUCACGGACACCGGCAAGGACCAACAAGCACACAGGCCGCGCACGCUUCAAGAAGCCGAGUGGUACUGGGGAGACAUCACGAGGGACGAGGUGAACGAAAUGAUGAUCGAUUCGCCGGACGGCACGUUCCUGGUACGAAACGCGUCUUCCAAGGGCGGCGAGUACACUCUGACGCUGCGCAAGGGCGGCACCAACAAGCUCAUCAAGAUCAGUCAUCGGAACGGGAAGUACGGAUUCUCGGACCCGUACAACUUCCACUCGGUCAUCGAGCUGGUCGACUAUUACAGGAACUGCUCCCUCGCGCAGUAUAACUCCGUGCUGGAUAUCAAGCUACUCUACCCUGUGUCGCGAUUUCAGCAGGAUGAUGAGAUCGCGAACACGACGGACAUGACGAAAGUCGUGCAGAAGUUUGUCGAGUUGGAGAAGGACAUAACCGACACCAUACGGCAAUACCAGAACUGCUCGGAUUUGUACGGCAAAACGGCCUAUGAGGUCCAGUUGAAGCGUCAGGCUUUGGAAGCCUUCUCAGAGGCCAUCAAGAUGUUCGAGGAGCAGAUGAAACUGCAGGAGAAGUUCCAGAAGGAAGCCCAGCCCCAUGAGAUUUCUACUUUGACGGAUAACGCGGAGCUGUUGAAGCGAAGGUUAAAGUCUUUGGAGGACAGCAAGGAGCAACUGGACGAAAGCCUGAAGCAACAGAUCGCUUACUACAGGACCCUCGAGAGAGAAAUGUACAAGCUGAAGGCGGAGAUCGGCCAACUCGUGCGGCAGAAGGAUCGUCAUUUUAUGUGGUUGAAGAAGAACGGAAUGAAGCAGAACAAGAUCAACCAGUUGGUUUUGAACUCAUUCACGAAUUCCGUUGUCGGCGAAGUGCCUUACGGUGACCUCCAGGAGGUCGACCUCGAGGUCCACUCCGACGACAAGUCAUGGCUCUUCCUGAAGGGUUCUCGUUCCGACGCCGAUCGCUUUCUAAUGGGCCGGCCCGACGGCACCUUCCUCGUCCGGCGAUCGAGGACAGGCCAAUACGCGCUCUCCAUAGUGUGCAACGGCACGGUGCAGCACUGCAUAAUAUACGCGACCGAGCGCGGCUACGGCUUCGCCGAGCCGUACAACAUCCACGAGAGCCUGAAACACUUGGUGCUGCACUACGCUCAGAACUCCCUAGAAGAGCACAACGAGUGCCUGACCACCACCCUGGCCUACCCGGCGUUCGCCUCGCCCGCGGCGCUCUCGCAACUCCAGGCCCAGCAUAUGCAAUUACAGAUGCACACGCGCGAGUUGCAGAACCAGCUGCAGUUCCCGCGACCUCACGAGAAUCAGCUGGUCGUACCGCACACGUAAUACUCGCCGGCCGCGCGUCGCGACCGACCACGUCCGCUCGAGGACGAGUACAUUUGUGCGCGUGUGCACGUUCACACGUGACUCCUCCCGCCCUGAGAGGGGGAAAGAGAAAAAGCAUUAACUCGCCGAUAUUCGGCGGCCGAGAGCGUGGAAUCCGGAGGCACUCGCUCGACGAUGAGCUCUCCUCACUCGGGACGGUCCUUUUCGUGGUCGCCUACUGCGAUUUGCUUGCGCAUCUCUCGCAGUCACUCGCAGUCCCAGGGAUCCACACCACGUCGUGCGGAUUUCCAUUCUCGAGAGCGACACCGCGCGGUCGGUCGCUGCUUUGUCACCGAGGAGAGAGCUAGGAUGGCUUGGAGUGUCUCGGAAUAAUAACGUGUAACAGUCGUGUCAACGAUCAAUAACCGUAAGAGAGGUAUUAGCGGUAUAAUUAGCGUACGCGCGCGGAUUACCGUGCUGCACACGGUAACGGCCGCGCUUCGGCUAAACGCGGAGGUUCCCGAACGGCGCGUCGCGACGCUCGCAGGGGACGACGGGGAGACUGCUGUGCGUGCGCGGGGUGGGGGAGGGGGGAGGACAGCGAGAGAAUAUUGCGGGAUACGAGUCUGCCGAGUGGUGUGCGCGCGCGACUGUGACUCGCGACAACGAAUCAACAGCGCUGGGAAGCCGAUCCCAGAACUUUUUUUAUAGGAUAUACAUGUUUAGCGUUUGUUAAAUAUAAUUGAGAAAUAUUUCAACAUUUUUUAUUGAACGUCUAGAGAUAAUUUGAGGACGUAAGGGGCAGAUUAGGUUUAAUUUCGUAAGGAAGCCGGGGUUAAAACGUGGGGCGAACGCGCGCGCGCGCGCGCGUGCGCGCGAGACCGGUUCUUGGAUACGUGGAGACUCUUUCGCCAGCGUAACUGCUGCUAACAUCAGUGAGAAGGACAAGGAUGACCAGAGACACGCAAGCAGGACAAGAACGCACCAGCCGUGUAGAGUCUCUUCUGCGCCCACGCUUACCUAUUAUUUCUCACCGUUACUGUUAGCAUCCGAGGAGCGGCAAGGGAGAGAAAACGUAGAGAAUACACCACAUGCGCCAGCUUGAGAAAGGAAGAGAGCUGAUAAGCUAAGAAGCUACGGGAACCUCUGGAUUAAUAGGACCAACACCAAUACGAACGUCCCUCAGCGAUACACUCCCUCAGGGGUGUCGACUCAGCGACAGUGGAACGGUGGAGAAUCUAUAGCGACCUAUGUUCUCCUCAGAGGGAAUGUGUCUCGCGGGAUCGUUGGCGCUCGUUGUCGCACAGAGUCGAUCCGCUCGGAAACGUUCGGGAACGGAAUGGGGGAGGGGGGGGUAAGAAGCGGCAGGAACAGGGGGAUGCACGUCCGGCACGCUGGGGCUCGCCUGGUCCGCGCCGAAGGUGGCUCUUCCGCUGCUCAGGUGAGCAGGGUAGUCGUGCGUCUCGUACGAACGUCUAACCCUUAACAGUCUAAGUCUGCUUGGAAGAUGACGAGGUGGAUGAUGAGAAUGUUUCGGCAAGAAUGUUGAAUCCCAUCGAGAUCACCGUGACACGCCGCGGCUCUCUCGGGCGGUCCGAGUGUCUUCAGCGUCCACGUUACGUUUGAGCGCCGCUCGUUGUGUUGAUGCGUCUCGUGAGAAAGGUCCGCGAAUGUUGAUUUAUAAUUACUCGUGUGAUCAAUUAGUCCACGCUCAGCGGUCGUCUGGAACGAUUCGAUGCUUUUGUGAUAUCGCGUAUUUUUGCUCGUCCCUACAAAAUUCCCGCGUGAAGUGCGUUGGUAUGAAUUCACCGGUGCGACUUGCGCCGCGGUACGACUGCAUCGAGACUCUUAAGGGUUAAACGUUAUCGCUCGGGUUCUCGCCGAUGUCGUCGGUGCUCGAAAUUCCAGGUCUCGUCGGCGAUUUCGCUGGUGCAAGCGUCGUUUGAAACGUCGCAGAGCGCGUCGAUUGAGAAGCAUGAUCGCCAUUCGCCAGGACGGACUGGCGGAAUUCAAUUCUUUGCGAUACGCUAAAUUUCACUAGUGAUAUUAGAGUACAUCCGAAGGUGUCGAAUAUAAGGCGACGUGUCGUUUUAGCGUCGCUUCGUAAGAAAGCCCGAUGAGCGGUCGCAAGAAUCCGACGGGCUCGUUUUCGACCCGGCAAGAAUGUCGCAGGCUUCACACACACAUCGAUAUUUAAAUCGACCGAGACGUAUCAUAUUAUAUACAAAUCUUUUUAACGUCGCAGAAAAACGUCUCGCUAAUUUGUAAAUAUACCUACGCGUCGUAAUUUACCAAGGGUAACAGGUGCCAUAUUGUUUGUUGUAACGUACUCGUGCUUUAUAUCGUGUAGCGAUCGAAAGAUUUAUCCGCGAGCUCUGCAUGGAGAAAAAUGUUGCUCGAACGAGUCAGCUUUCUGCUGAAGUAUGAGCGAUUCGAAAAUUGCGGUCGAAAGUACCGAAGAAUUCUUCGCAGUUUUAGCUGAAUUCUGACGGGAUCGGCAUAGAAUUUCGGUAUCGCCCAUCUCCCGGCUGAAAAUUGUCAACAUGAAAAUUCUCCUAUCUUAUGCUUCAUGUUUCGUUGAAAAUUGCUUCGUCAAGUAUUCUUCUCCGCGCACGCGCGCUUCGAGUCGCCGGAAGAAGCGAUCCAGUUCGAUUCUUGCAACCGAGUAGUCUUCAGCGGCAAAGAGCGAAUCGAACGUCUAGGCCGGCCUUUCUCGAUCGCGUUCCGCAGCGGAUCGCGACCAAGUCUCGUCGAGAUAAGAGCUUUUUUUAUACAUUAGAUUUCGGAUCCGAUAAGUUAAGGAUUUUCACGCGAAAGAAGGUGCAGAUGUACAUACAUGUAAUCUCGAGCUGUCCACGAGCGGCUAAGGAGGGUUGUCGCGUUCGUCGUUUUCGAUUGCCUUCGCCCCUAAUUUCUCACUAUCGUCUUCUAGUUUCCCUCUUUUCUACCACUACUUGUUUUUAUCGACAUUUUUAUGCAAUUUUACCGCGAUCGACGCGUCGAGUCGGCCCUUCUCGCUCGGCCACGCCGGGAUCCAUCUUGGUUCCGAAUGAUCUCAAUGGAAGAGCCCUGAUGAGAGAAAGCAGAGGACGAAGAAGAAAGAGUGACGAGUAUCGGCGUGAUGCAGACGAGGCAGACGAGGCCGAGGAGGAACGGAAUACAAUUGAGCGAGCUCAAGUUUGAUCACGAAAGCGACGUGAUAUUUCCUCAGACAGAGGAUCCGUCAGGAACAAGAAGAGAAUGUCAACGUGGGAGAAAGAAGCGCAUCUAACAUCCGCUCCUUGUUCCUCAUCGUUCCGCUGCCCACUGGUGGAACGUUCGCCAGUCUCUACAAGCCGGCGCUCUUUUAUAUUCCCUCUUCCAUUGUAUUCCGACUGUUCCUCGGCCGUAUUCUGCUCUGAAUUGUCGAAGAGCGGCGCUCGAGCGCGCGUCUCCGUGAAAUCUCGCGUUUACAGAGCGGUCGGUAAACGUCGAGAGUGUAUCGGGAGCGCCUUGAUCUGCGCCGCGAUUCU